GCGAGGCGCUGAGGGGAGAGGCGCCACCGCCAGCGCCGCCGCGGGGACCCGUUAGAGCGGAAGCGCUGCCGCCGCCGCCUUCGCGGUCCCGGGACCCCUGGUUCCUGGCAGGUGGGAGGCGGGAGCCAUGUCGAAGCGGCUCCGGAGCAGCGAGGUGUGCGCGGACUGCAGCGGGCCGGAUCCUUCCUGGGCAUCAGUAAAUAGGGGAACUUUUAUAUGUGACGAGUGCUGCAGUGUCCAUCGGAGUCUAGGGCGCCACAUCUCUCAAGUGAGGCAUCUUAAACACACACCAUGGCCUCCAACAUUGCUUCAGAUGGUUGAAACCUUGUAUAAUAAUGGUGCUAAUUCUAUAUGGGAACAUUCUUUGCUGGACCCUGCGUCUAUUAUGAGUGGAAGACGUAAAGCUAAUCCACAGGAUAAAGUACAUCCUAAUAAAGCAGAAUUCAUCAGAGCCAAGUAUCAGAUGUUAGCGUUUGUCCAUCGCUUGCCCUGCCGGGAUGACGAUAGUGUGACUGCCAAAGAUCUUAGUAAGCAACUCCAUUCAAGCGUGAGAACAGGGAACCUUGAAACCUGUUUAAGGCUGUUAUCUUUAGGAGCACAAGCCAACUUCUUUCACCCUGAAAAAGGAAACACCCCACUCCAUGUUGCAUCCAAAGCAGGGCAGAUUUUACAGGCAGAGUUAUUGGCAGUGUAUGGAGCAGACCCAGGCACACAAGAUUCUAGUGGGAAAACUCCUGUUGAUUAUGCAAGGCAAGGAGGCCAUCAUGAGCUGGCAGAACGCCUUGUAGAAAUACAGUAUGAGCUGACUGACAGACUGGCCUUCUAUCUCUGUGGCAGGAAACCAGAUCACAAAAACGGACAGCACUUUAUAAUACCUCAAAUGGCAGACAGCAGCCUGGAUUUGUCUGAAUUGGCAAAAGCUGCUAAGAAGAAACUUCAAUCUCUAAGUAAUCAUUUGUUUGAAGAACUUGCCAUGGAUGUGUACGAUGAAGUUGACAGGCGAGAGACUGAUGCAGUCUGGCUUGCCACGCAAAACCACAGCACCCUGGUAACCGAGACAACCGUCGUCCCCUUCCUUCCGGUCAAUCCUGAGUACUCAUCAACACGGAACCAGGGCAGACAGAAAUUAGCUCGGUUUAACGCCCAUGAGUUUGCCACGCUGGUUAUCGACAUUCUCAGUGAUGCCAAGAGGAGACAGCAAGGCAGUCCUCUUUCUAGUUCAAAAGACAAUGUGGAGCUCAUACUGAAAACAGUCAGUAACCAGCACAGUGUUGAAAGUCAAGACAACGACCAGCCGGACUACGACAGUGUGGCAUCAGACGAAGACACAGAUCUGGAAGCCACUGCAAGCAAGGCAAACAGGCAGAAGAGCCUAGAUUCAGAUUUAUCAGAUGGACCAGUCACUGUGCAGGAAUUUAUGGAGGUCAAAAACGCUCUAGUGGCUUCUGAGGCCAAGAUACAACAGCUAAUGAAGGUGAAUAACAACUUGAGUGACGAGCUGAGAAUUAUGCAGAAAAAGCUUCAAACACUCCAGAGUGAAAAUUCGAACCUCAGGAAACAGGCCACAACCAAUAUAUAUCAGGUGCAAACUGGUUCUGAGUACACAGACACUUCCAACCACUCUUCCUUAAAGCGACGUCCGUCUGCCCGGGGCAGUAGGCCCAUGUCCAUGUACGAGACGGGAUCAGGUCAGAAACCAUAUCUCCCAAUGGGAGAAGUGAACCACCCCGAAGAGAGCAGGACAAGACUCCAGCCUUUCCCUGCGCACAUCGGGAGGAGUGCGCUUGUGACCUCCUCUUCGUCUCUGCCCUCCUUCCCCUCCACACUUUCCUGGUCGAGGGACGAAAGCACCCGAAGGACAUCCAGGCUGGAGAAGCAGAACAGCACACCUGAGAGUGACUAUGACAACACUCCCAACGACACGGACCCAGAUGACAUGGGGUCAAGCAGAAAGGGAAGGCAGAGGAGUAUGGUGUGGCAAGGUGAUGGCUCAGUACCAGAUACAGCAGAAGCCCACACGGCCCCAAGCCCCGUUCUCCCCAGCACCGAAGACGUCAUCCGGAAGACUGAACAGAUCACCAAAAACAUACAGGAGCUCUUAAGAGCAGCCCAAGAAAAUAAACAUGACAGUUAUAUUCCCUGCUCAGAGAGGAUACAUGUAGCUGUUACAGAAAUGGCAGCAUUAUUCCCCAAAAAACCCAAGUCCGACAUGGUGAGGACUUCCCUACGCUUACUGACAUCCAGUGCCUACCGACUCCAGUCAGAAUGCAAGAAGACCCUCCCGGGGGACUCCAGCCCACCCACGGACAUCCAGCUGGUCACGCAGCAGGUCAUCCAGUGUGCAUACGACAUCGCCAAGGCCGCCAAACAGCUGGUCACCAUCACCACCAAAGAGAACAACAACUGAGCGGCGAAGUGGAGUGCUGGCCCUGCUCUUUUCUAGGCUUUUUAAAGUCCAGUUCAAAUUUAGACCUGGAACUCUUCUGAUUUUUACAGAAACAAACAUUUAAUGAAAGUUUAAAACUUUUUUUUAAAAAACUCAGUAUUAUUUUUGCAUGUUUUCUAACAAAUUUUCACUAUUAAUUUAACCCACUUGCCUUAUUUUCUGCCUGUUCGCCAGUUUAUUUUCUGAUGUUGUGUUGUGCUGUCAGUGACUGUUGAGUUAAUGAUCAUAGACAUCCAAAAGCAUAGCUUCAUUGUUUCAAGUUUGUUAGAACUUUUCUAUCCCUUAAAACUCCCUGCCUAUGGUUAAAACUAUAAAUGAGAUUUUUAGUGGAACGUUUUCUUGAGAGAGUUAAGUUAAAAAAAAAUCACCAUUAUCUGUUCCCUACCAAGCAUUGUGCAAUAAGCGAAUUUUCCAACCUACUGCAAGAAUCUCUAAGUUUGGGGCAUCUCCAAGCAUGUAUGUAGAGAAAGGACUUUACCACUUUCUAAAAAUAGUGUGACAGUCUCUCUUGGGAGGAAACAAUGAAUUGCUCCAUUUCUUUUGACUGUUCUAUCAUGUUAGAUUUUCUUUUAUUUAAUUUUUCUAUCUUGGUCUUCUGUCUGUUUUGCUACCAUCCUGAAGUCUCCACGGCAUCAGAUAAGCACUCGUCCUCCACGUGUUUGUCAUUCAGCCAUGUCCAGGUAGGAGCACCACUGCGUUAUCACGCAUAGUCCACACUCUGCCCUAAACCCAGGAAAGCAGACGUUUCAUUCCAAAUGUGCGGCAAAGAGGAGCAGGAGUCCCACAGGCCAUAACUCAUUUUGUACCACCCCAUUCAGGAGUCACUGCCAUAAAUUGUGGGAAGAGAAAUUAUCUUGCCCCUGACAUUGUAUUGUACCUCUCAUCCAAAACUGGGUUACUCCUUUGACCACUGAAAGCUUUCUUACACGCCCUGCUUCUCGUAUCUCGUCACCUGUGAGGACUUCUUAGAAGGUAAGAGUUAUACAGUCAUCUGAGUUCAUUUCUUCUCUGUUACCUCGCUGGUACUUCAAAAUCAGACAACAGCUUUCAAGAAUUCCUUAGAGAGUGUGCUGUAGCAGACUACUGGCUAUCCCAAAGCUAUGAAGGAGUGCAGGUUGAAGUUCUGAAACAGACUGAGCUUGGUCUUUAAGUUACUAAAAAGACCUGUCUUGUGAUUGCUCAAGCAUAUUCCUGUCCCUGCUUAUUGCAGCAGUUCUGUGUGGCUGUGGCUCAGACCCUGACCAGAGGGGCCGGACAGCAGUGAUGUAGAUGAAUGAAAGGGGCCAGGUGUAGAGCAGGGGGCGGGGACAGCAGGGGAGCCCAUGGACACCCAAUAGGGACAGCAGCUGCCCAGCUCCACUCACCUGCUAUGUGGAAAAGGGCUUGGAGUGCCAGAGCUUUGAUUUUUCAAGAGACACUAGAAAUUUGGAUAUUUUUUGUGCCAUCUCUUUGUUUAUAAGUGUUGACGACUGAUCUAAACAUUUUCCCAGUACACAUGUGGGUUACCUGUGUCUCUAGGCUGCCUGCUCACAGCCUCUGCCCUGGGACCCUGUAAACUGCCGUGUGAGGGCCGGCCUUCCUGAUCAUGCCUGGUUUAGCCUCUGAGCCUUACUUGCAACAUGGCUGCCCUACCCUGUGUCAAAUUACUGUUAGUCCUCAUUUUGCCCAUAUAUUCUGUCCCAUAGUGCUCAUUCACACAUGUGAGGAAGUCAAAAUAAUCAAAGUUGCCUACAUACGUGCUAAAUAAGCCUGUAUCUUUACAGAACUGUUUGAUUCACAAACACCUUUAUAGCUUGACCGUAUGCUGUCAUGAAAGGAGCACCACGAUGGUGUUUGAUUUACUGAGUCACAGUGUGUGGACACUUCUUGUGUUUUGCUACACUGAGUAGCAUGGGGAAAGGGUCCACUUCUCCAGAAGACUCGUCCACUUGCUUGUCUGCACAACCCUAAGUGCCAUGCUCCUGCCGGGUGCUGAGGGGCUGCCUUCUCCGAGGAUGUCUCUACCUUAAGUUCAAGCACCCUCUGAUAACCUUUCCUGCCGGCUGCACCUGCUUAGCUGUAAUUCUUUCUUGCAAGCACCCACCCUCCUGUUGGGCCCCUCUGGGUUCUUGGGAAAGGCCCAGCGGCAGUCCUGAGUUGGUGCCCUUGGCCUCCCCAGGAGGAUGGGCUACUGAAUAAUGAGUCGUCUGCGGUGGGUGAAGUGUCUUCACUUGAACGCUUGAGGACCUGCGAUGGAGGACGUUGCUUCUGUGCCCCUAGAGAAAGUCAAGGAAUGUGGGGACCAACAAAGCAUUUUCAGUUGUAAGGACACCACAGAAGUUUGCUCUGUUAACCCACAGUGCCAAAUGUCCAGAAAGAAGCUCCCAGGCGGAGUGACAUGCGGUGAUAGGAGGGUUGCAAGUCUUCCUUCUGCUGAAGUGCUCUGCGCGUUUCCUCAGCCUCAUCUGAGAUCCGUGUCGGAGGUUCUCUGGUCCUGUUGGCAAAUCGCACCUUGUCUGAACCGUUGUUCGCCGCCUUUUGCACAUGGGUUCCAUACCUUGCACUAAUGUCUGCGUUCUGUAAGGUCAUUUUUUUACCCUUUAUUCUCAGUCCCCCCCCCCCCCACCCCAAAGCUGAUAGGACGAGGUGCACUUUAUGAAACUGGCACUUGCUGAAGUGAAGGAGACAGCUCCACCCCUAAGCUCCUUUAACUGCACUCAUCUUCUGCCUCGGAAUGCAAAUAGUUCUUAUUUGCCAAAGAACAGUGAAUCGGGCCCAAAGAUCAAAUACAGCAUUUCAUAAAAUUGGAACUGUAAACGCACAACUCAGGAGCUGUUAUCCAAUUCCUCAAGUGAUUUAAGAGUGAGACUGGCAUGUUUGUCCCCCACCGCGGCCGUGAACUUCCCAAUCAUGUAACAUACGUUCUUUCCUUGUCCCGAUUGAAGGGCACCUUGGUUUUUACAAGAGAAAAUGCUGCAUAGGAAAAAUGAAAUGCCUUUUAUCCAGAUGUGUUUUAUCCAUGUCACCCAUUAUUCUUAUUUUCCAUUUUUAUUGUACAUUCUAUUUCUGUAAUUAUUGUACAACCCUUUAAGCGUUGUAAAAUGGUUUUGGAAUUUGUGCCUGCUCGUUAUGCAAUAAACAGGCUCCAUAAGUGUCU
This is a messenger RNA of Equus quagga, 5582 nucleotides long. RefSeq names its product GIT ArfGAP 2 (gene GIT2). Gene Ontology annotation, molecular function: GTPase activator activity; protein binding. The transcript has 20 exons. Gene Ontology annotation, biological process: regulation of ARF protein signal transduction; brain development. The coding region runs from base 128 to 2407 and encodes 759 amino acids. Lineage: Eukaryota; Metazoa; Chordata; Mammalia; Perissodactyla; Equidae. The record is from RefSeq and is a predicted model, not a curated record.